GCAUCAGCAGCAGACUAGCAGUAGUAGUAGUAGUAGAAGAAACUCCUGGGGCUGCAAAGGGUCCAUGAUCUACCCAGAUUGGUCAAUCUGAUAACUUCACUGAAGUGUCUCUCCUCUUUGGAACUCAUUUGCUCAAAAUUAACAUCCACGGUUCGAGCAUGGGAUUACAUUUUUCAUGUUUUUUUGAAAGACAAUUGAGCAUAAUGGAUUUAUUGGAGUGAAAUUUGACUUUGAUGAGGUUCUGAUUGUCCUCACGAUGGCUUAUCCAGAGCACUUUGAUUUUCUGAAAGAAACUGUGCAUUUUUGGCCAGGUUUGCCAGGGUUUUCCAGCAUGUUUGGGAAAAAGAAGAAACGGCUGGAGAUCUCAGCUCCGUCUAACUUUGAGCACCGGGUCCACACGGGCUUCGACCCGCGGGAGCAGAAGUUCACAGGGCUUCCACAGCAAUGGCAGAGCCUCCUGGCGGACACUGCCAACAGACCUAAACCCAUGGUGGACCCCUCCUACAUCACCCCCAUCCAGCUGGCACCAAUGAAGAUAUCUCCCAAGAAAGUCCGGUCGUCCGAAACGCCGUUGCCCAAAACGAUCGUUCGAGGGAACCGGCCUCCCAAAGACGCGUCUAUCAACGGCCUGCUGGAGGAGUUUGACAACAUCUCAGUGACGCGCUCCAACUCCCUGCGUAAAGAGAGCCCACCAGGCCCCCAUCAAGCAGGAACCAGCUCCAAACCCUCCAUCAGCGGUCAUCCGAACGCCCCAGAGGAGAAUGGAUUCAACCACUACUACUCUCGCUACUCCUGUGACCUCGACAGCUCCAGCAGGGACUUCUCUCUCGAUCCCAGCAGGCCCAACUUCUCCAUGGAUGGGGAGUGGGCUGUUGGGAGGCAUUAUCGGUUCACCAAGCAGAAUGGUCACUCACACACCAUCCGCAGCCCCUUCUACCCGGACGCCAUGCCCCAAAAAUCAGACUAUGGCAAGCUUCCCCCAGACUACCACACCUACCUGGAGAGCAAAGGACGCUCAGCAGACGAGGUGGCCUCCACGGUGGGGAGCGGGGUGGGCUCCAGCGGCUACUACCGGGCUUCUGUGGGUGGCUCGUCCAGUCAGGACUACAGGGACACUUCGGUAGGAACGCCUUCUCGAGCCUCGCUUCACAGCGAGCAGAUUAACUACCCGGACAGUGAGUGGAGCUACGGCGGCUUGGGAGAAUACGACAAGCGGCCCAAGAGUUCUUAUGUGACGCAGACCAGCCCCACGCCAGCUAUCAGGCAGAGGUCUCGGUCAGGUUCUGGACUGCAGGAGCCAAAUGUUCCCUACGCCGCCAGCGGGGCAUUCAAGAACCCCCCACAGGCCCAUCCGUACAGCUCCUACACCUACCCCCGCCUGUCGGAGAGUCUUGGUAACUCACAGACCUUAACCAAGGGCGACUAUGAGCGUCCGUUACGUGAUGGCAGCCCUCAGGUUACGGGCGGUGAAACCUACCCCAGAGGGCCUCUUAAGCAGACUCUGAGUCACCCCAAGCCGCCUGGUUACCCCCCAGCACACCUGCCCUACCCUCCUGUGUUUCACCAUUACAAACCUUCACCGUACCACCAUCCCCCCUCUCAGCCCAGCCCGCCGUACACCCCUCAGGGGGCCUACUCACAGCCUUCAUCACCCUACAUACCCCCGGGGGCAUACCCGCCUCCUUCCUGGGGGUCCAGCUCUGACACUCAACCUUCCAGAGUCUCCCAUGAGCAGUUCAGAGCCGCACUUCAACUAGUCGUAAACCCAGGUGACCCUCGAGAAUACCUGGACAGCUUUAUUAAAAUUGGGGAAGGCUCCACGGGUAUCGUGUGCAUCGCAAGCGAGAAACACAGCGGCAAGCAGGUGGCCGUGAAGAAGAUGGACCUGAGGAAACAGCAGAGGAGAGAGCUGCUCUUUAAUGAGGUGGUGAUCAUGAGGGACUACCAUCAUGAGAAUGUCGUUGACAUGUACAACAGCUACCUGGUGGGAGACGAGUUGUGGGUUGUCAUGGAGUUUCUGGAGGGCGGGGCUCUCACAGACAUCGUGACUCACACCAGGAUGAAUGAGGAGCAGAUAGCUACAGUGUGUCUCUCGGUGCUGAGGGCUUUGUCCUACCUGCACAACCAGGGCGUCAUCCACCGUGACAUCAAGAGCGACUCCAUCCUGCUGACCAGUGAUGGCAGGAUCAAACUUUCAGACUUCGGCUUUUGCGCCCAAGUUUCCAAAGAGGUGCCCAAGAGGAAGUCCCUCGUGGGGACGCCCUACUGGAUGGCGCCGGAGGUCAUUUCUAGACUACCUUACGGCACCGAGGUGGAUAUCUGGUCUCUAGGCAUCAUGGUGAUCGAGAUGGUGGACGGAGAACCCCCGUACUUCAACGAACCCCCUCUGCAGGCCAUGAGGAGGAUACGAGACAACCUACCCCCGCGGCUAAAAGAGUCACACAAGGUUUCCUCGGUGCUGCGCUCCUUCCUCGACCUCAUGCUGGUGAGGGAGCCGUCUCAGAGAGCCACAGCUCAGGAACUCCUCCAGCACCCCUUCCUCAAGCUGUCUGGACCUCCUUCCUGCAUCGUCCCCCUCAUGAGACACUAUCGCCACCGCUGACCUUCCGGCCCCAGAACUGCCCUCCUCUACACUAAAAAAAAAAAACACACACAUACACACACAACCAGGGUGUCAGUGCCCUCACCCAGCCAAAACACCCCACUGCUCGGUGGCAAGACACUAACACUCUCACUUGUAACCGUGACGUAGAUUAGCUAGAGGAAUAUCUAAAUAAACAUUUAAAAGAACACAGGAUGGAGAAAAGAAGAAAAAAAAGUCUACCAUUUUGAAACUUAGAACUGGAGAAGAGGAGUGGACUCUGACAGAGGAACUAUCCAGAUGUCCAGUAGAAACAUCCUGCUGCAGUCCUUUUUCUUCCUACACUGAGUCUUCAGCUAUAUGUAGACUUGUAGUAGCCAGUAGCAGGAGCGUCAGAGCCGAGGAAGGUGAUGCAAACUGCUGACAAGGUGGAGGGACCCUGGAGCAUUGCACUGUGUUUCAGACCAGAGCAGCAGAUUGCAGAACAAUCAGCACAGAGGUUUUUUUGGGUUUUUUUCAACUCAAAAUGAGGUGUCGUCUGUCCACCUGAAGGGCGGGCUGCUGCACCGCUAGUCGAACGGAGAUGAGCUUUCUCUCUUCUCACAAACUAACAGUGAAAAUGUAUUUUAGAGAAACUUGUAAGUUUUUCUGUACAGUUUUGAUAAUUUGCAGUAUUUUAUCGUGUCGUAACCAUUGUGAUAUGAGCAGUAUUAAAUAGAGUUUCUGCAGAGA
Messenger RNA from Labrus bergylta (ballan wrasse), 3313 nucleotides. It is a transcript of the gene pak5, whose product is annotated as p21 protein (Cdc42/Rac)-activated kinase 5. Gene Ontology annotation, biological process: regulation of MAPK cascade; protein phosphorylation; cytoskeleton organization. Gene Ontology annotation, cellular component: cytoplasm. Gene Ontology annotation, molecular function: ATP binding; protein serine/threonine kinase activity. The record is from RefSeq and is a predicted model, not a curated record. Lineage: Eukaryota; Metazoa; Chordata; Actinopteri; Labriformes; Labridae.